UGCAGAAGAAACAUGAUGUUUUACAACUUCAAUAAUAUCCGGUACUCUAACAGGGAAUGUCUAAACUCUUUCGAAAUAAAAUCAAUUAAAAGAUAUUAGUAGCCGUAGAUUGCUGGCAAGAAAUCAGUCAAAUGAAUUUAUUAUAAGAGCUGAUAUGAAGAUUUAUCAAGUACAGUAAUAGAAAAAGUAUAAAAUAGAAAACAGCCGUACUGCGACGAAGAUGAAAAAACGUGUGUUUAAAGAGAGUUGGGUCAAAGUUGAAUAACUAUGCAGUUAUCUAUGGUUAUUGGAUGCACUAUACCCAUCACGAGCUUUCUAAAAUAGAACAAUUUUCAUUUCCCCGUGAGUCUAUUUUUGUCAAAUUGAAAUUGACAGUUCUGGAACGAAAAAGUUAUAGAAGAAGAAGAUUCGACAGUAUAAAAGGACAGUUUUGUUGACAGAGGAAAAAAUAGACAUGGCUCAUUACAUCUGAUGAAUAUUUCUAUUUAAUUAAUAUUGAACUAGAGAAAAACAUUGGCUUGUGAAAAAUCUGAAAUAUAGAAUUUUGUAGUACGUAGUUUUAUACAAAAAUGUUCUUUGCUUUAAAUUAAAUUGGAAAGUAACAUAUUUAUAUUAUCUAGCGAUUUACUACUAUGAUUCUAAGUUCAAAUAUAAAUAAGACACAUCCGUGUGGGGAUUUUACAAUUACAAGCUACUGAAAAAACAACAACUUGUUGAAAUGCAACAUAAUAUCGUACACCAAGUUACCACAACAAUAAGUUUUUAGUCAUCUGGCUAUAGGAGGCAGAAUUUUUGAUAUCAUGGUUUUUUUUGUAGAUACAAAAAAAUGAAUGAAGUACUUAAAAACGGAAAGUGGAUGUCAGUCAUUUUGGUUUAAAAUUUAUGAGCACCAAUUUCAUUUUCAAAUUUCUAGUAUAUGAUCUUCUCGUUAAAUGUCAGAGGUUUUGAAUAAAAUAUUUGCAAUUGAGGUCAAACAGUUAUUCAUAAAAUAUCGCGUUUUUUAAUAUCGGAUUUAAUAUAAUAAUGAUUUUUGUAACAACGUCCGCCAUAUUUGGAAGCUUAUGUAUGACUAAGUGGACAGGAGUUUAAUUUUGAAAUGAUGAAACUAAUUAAAAUAUAAAUAUAUAGGGUUUUAGAUAAAUUUGAUUUUGUUAUUUUUUCAAUUGUUAUCAAAAAUACACCAUAACAUUUGAACAGAUUUUAAUUUAGUUCGUUAUCGCAAGAAAAAUUAUUUAUUUGCGAAUACAAAAUGGAGUCUAACAAAUACUUUCACGCCAUUGACUUUGUUAUAUUUAUAGGAAUGCUCAUAAUUUCAUCAGCAGUCGGUGUGUUUUUUGCAUAUCGUGAUAGAGAAACUCAAUCAACAGAUAAUUACUAUUUUGGAAGCAGGAAGGUGUCACCGAUUCUUGUUUCGUUUUCCUUGGCCGUUUCUUUCAUAUCUGCAAUAACCGUGAUUGGUCUUCCAGUCGAAAUAUAUUUAUUUGGUACAAUCUUCGCCUGGGUUGUUUUGUCACAUUUGAUUGCUGUAUUGAUAUCUUCAACGUAUUACAUCCCUCUUCUGCACCGAUUGCAGUUGAAAAGUGUAUAUCAGUAUUUGAAUCUACGAUUCCAUACCAGAAUCCGAUCACUAGCUUCGGGAAUGGCAAUGAUUAACCUGAUUCUUUACAUGGGAGUCACAGUUUAUAUUCCCGCCCUAGCUCUAAGUGCUGUUACGCCACUUGAACUGAAUUGGAGUAUUGCUUUAACAAGCCUUGUUUGCACUUUCUACACUAGUAUUGGCGGAAUGAAAGCAGUAAUAUGGACUGAUUUCAUACAAGCAAUUAUAAUGUUGACUGGAAUGUUUGCAGUUUUCAUAAAAGCCACCAUUGUUGUUGGCGGACUCGGUUCUAUUUCUGAAGCUGUUGAGCGUGGGGAAAGAAAUAAUUUUUGGAAAUUCAACAUUGAUCCAAGAGUUAGAAGCACUGUGUGGACCGUAGUUAUCGGGUUGACAUUGAACAAUUGCUUUAAAACUGGAUGCAAUCAAGUCUUUACACAGAGAUAUAUGUCAUGCGAUUCAGUCAAAUCCGCAAGAAUAGCUUUAUGGUUAAAAGUUAUCCCCGGUACGAUGUUCACAUUGUUAUCAGUUGGAAAUGGUUUGGCAAUGUAUGCAUUCUAUGAAGGGUGUGAUCCUUAUACUGCAAAACAAAUAACUAAACCUGACCAAUCAAUGCCGAGACUGGCUAUGGAAAUAUUUCAAGACACUCCAGGAAUGGCUGGACUUUUUGUUUCAUCUGCCUAUUGCGGAACGCUAAGUACAAUAUCGUCGGGUGUCAAUGCUCUUUCUGCGUUAGCUUUAAUGGAUUUCAUCCUUCCGUGUUUUCCGAAGAUGUCAUCAAAAAAAAGGAUAGUUCUCAGCAAAGUAUUAACUAUUAUUUUUGGAGUGCUGGUUAUGACGCUUGCUUAUCUGGUAUCUCUCUCAUCAUCAAACAUCAUCCAAAUAACGACAUCUAUAACUGGUUCCAUUGGAGGUCCAGUCAUUGCUGUAUUCACAAUGGGGAUGUUUAUGCCGUGGAUAAAUCACUGGGGUGCAUUGAUAGGAAUUGUUGGAGGAUGGCUCUUUGCAGGCUGGAUUGCAAUAUCUGCAAUGUCUCUGUCAAGUUUUCCUGGCACAACAGAAAAGCUGCCGUUGUCAAUAGACAGUUGUCCUACUUCCAAUUAUACGACGCAAAUCAGUACAAACUAUUCUAGUUACUCUACCUCAACUACGGAGAUAGAAUACUCGUCAGGGGAAAUUAUGACAACAAAUUUAGCAAUUGUCGAGAGUCCGGUGAUUAACUACACUCUUUAUUCAAUCUCACCAUUCUAUUACGGAGUUAUCGGAUUUCUGACAUGUAUUCUGAUCGGUCACAUUAUUUCACUGAUUACAGGAUUUAACAAACCGUCUAAAGCCGAUCCAAUGUUAUUCGUACCAAUAUUCAACUACAAAGUACUUCGUUUUGGUGUUCCUGAAAUUCCCUCAAGCUACACACUAGCAUCUUGCACGCCAGAAGAAGAAAAAUUAAAUAAAACCACAAACCCAAAUACGAAGAAUGCCAAUGGAUCACCGAUUGCUUCUAAUUGGGAAGACUCAAUAUUGAAGGAAUGACUUUUUCGAAUUGUUCAGUAACUGAAUUUAAAAUCCGUGUUAAAUUUUGAAAUAAAAAUCCGCAAAACGCGGCAA
This is a messenger RNA of Styela clava, 3199 nucleotides long. Its product is annotated as sodium-coupled monocarboxylate transporter 1-like. Lineage: Eukaryota; Metazoa; Chordata; Ascidiacea; Stolidobranchia; Styelidae. The record is from RefSeq and is a predicted model, not a curated record. Gene Ontology annotation, molecular function: symporter activity. Gene Ontology annotation, biological process: sodium ion transport; transmembrane transport. Gene Ontology annotation, cellular component: membrane.